AGACAGAGAGAGAGAGAGAGAGAGAGAGAGAGAGAGGACAGUAGACAGAGAGCUCUCGGGAAACGUAACCACCACUCUUAUCUUCCCCGCGUAAAACCAGAGUAUCGAGAUUGCCAAGUCUGUUGGAAGUGGAGAGAAACCGUUGGACUCCUCACUGAACCAAACGCUACCGCAACGAGGACGACUCGUUAAAAUAUCACCCGUAGGUUAGAUGUAAACUAGGCUAUAGGGAGGUUGAAAUAUAACUUGUGACAUACUGAAGAAGAUCCGGCGUUUUUCUCUCUCCAGUUUAGACCCGCUACCAGGAGGUUAUAAUAACACAACGGCUCCCCGUGUCGACAUGGAUAAAGUUAGACAUUGGCUUUUAGCUGUUAUCAGCUUGUUGUUGACGGUUCGAGGCGAAGCCUAUAAAGGUGAUUGUGACUUUGUCAAGCCGUUUGCAGCCUGCGGGUACAGCCAGGGGAGAGAGGACGAUCUAGAUUGGGAACAGGCUAACACCAGAGAGAAGCCUACAGCAGACCCAUGGAUGCCAACAGAUUCAGCCUUCAUUAUGGUCAACACGUCGGGGCGUUUCGCUGGUCAGAAGGCAUUACUCCUGACUCCCCAGCUGAAGGAGAAUGACACUCACUGCAUCAUCUUCCGGUACUUCCUGUCUGGACGCGAUGGGGCGGGGCCGGGGCAGCUCAACGUGUACAUCAGAGAGAACAACAGUCCCCUGGGCAUGCCUGUCUGGAACGUGUCUGGGCCAGCUACUAGAGCCUGGGUACAGGUAGAACUGGCCAUCUCUACCUACUGGCCCAACUUCUAUCAGAUGGUGUUUGAGGUGGUGACCUCAGGGCGUCGUGGCCUGCUGGCCAUCAAAAAUGUGGUGCUCCAGGGCCAUCAGUGCAUGAACACUCCUCACUUCCUGACCAUAAAGGGUGUAGAGGUCAACGCUGGACAGACGGCCGCUUUCCACUGUACUGUUAAUGGACGACAGAGAGACAACUUCAACCUCUGGUUGCAGGGCAUCGGUGGACGCGAGGCCCCUAUGAAGUCCACUAAGCCGUGGAAUAACAGACGCUUCAUUGGGACCUUCGACGUGGAGAACACCACUAAAGGAGACUCAGGACGCUACCGAUGCAUAGUCCACUCUGACAAAGGAGUUGGAGUGUCCAACUAUGGAGAACUCACCAUAAAACAGCCCCCGGUGCCCAUCGCUCCCCCCCAGCUCACAGCGGUCGGCGCCACCUACCUUUGGAUCCAACUCAACGCUAACUCCAUCAACGGAGACGGUCCAAUCAUCGACCGAGAGGUGGAGUAUCGUACUGUAUCAGGGACCAUGUAUGACCUGCAGCCAGUGGACAAGACCACUCAUAAAAUAGGUCACCUCACCCCAGACACAGAUUAUGAGAUCAGUGUGCUGUUGACCAGGCCCCUGGAUGGAGGGACUGGGGCCCCCGGGCCUCCUCUCAGGGCCAGGACCAAGUGUGCUGAGCCAAUCCACGGUCCCAGUCAUCUAGAAGUCGUUGACGUCCAAUCUAAACAAGUCACUGUUCGCUGGGAGCCUUUCGGCUACAACGUCACACGUUGCCAUAGCUACAACCUGACGGUGCAGUACCGGUCCCGAGUGGCGGGGAAGGACGAGACCCGGGAGGAGGUGUGUUACGACACCCUGGGUCGCGACCCCCAGCACACCAUCCACAACCUGACCCCCUACACCAACCUGUCAGUCAAACUGGUCCUCAAGAACCCAGAGGGGGUCAAAGAAAGCCCAGAGAUGGAGCUACAGACGGAUGAAGACGUACCUGGAGCGGUUCCUCUGGAGUCCAUCCAGGGCAGUGCUUACGAAGAGAAGAUGAUCCUGAAAUGGAGAGAACCAGCCCAGACCUACGGAAUCAUCACUCAGUACGAGAUCUCCUACAAGACGGUGAGCUCCUUUGACCCAGAGCUGGAUCUGUCUAACCAGAGUGGGAAGGUCCUGAAACACAGCAAUGAGACCAGCCACAUCUUCCUGGGGCUGUACCCAGGAUCCACGUACUCAUUCACCCUCCGAGCCUCUACCGCCAAGGGAUAUGGUCCACCAGUCAUCACACAGUUCACCACCAAGAUAUCAGCUCCCUCCAUGCCAGCCUAUGACCAGGAGACAUCUCUGAACCAGACAGACAGCACAGUGACUGUCCUGCUGAAACCUGCACAGAGCCGAGGGGCACCUGUCAGUGGGUACCAGGUGGUGGUAGAAGAGGAGAGACCUCAGAGGGCGAGAAGGGGUGCGGCUGAGAUUCUCCGCUGUUACCCUGUCCCCAUCCACUUCCAGAACUCCACAGUCCUGAACUCUGGGUACUACUUCACAGCUGAGUUCCCUGCCGUAGGGCUACAGGCUACUCAACCCUUCACUGUGGGAGACAACAAAACCUACGGUGGAUACUGGAACGCCCCCCUACUGCCCCAGAAGAGCUACAGCAUCUACUACCAGGCUGUCAGCACGGCUAACGGGGAGACCAAGAUGGACUGUGUCCGCAUCGCCACUAAAGCUGCCAUACUGGUGACCCAGCUCACUACCCCGUACGUCCGCAUCGUACCAGCGGCUGGUGACGACCAACUAACAGGAGCGGCCACCCAUAAGCCUGACGCGGUAGAGCCAGAGAAACAGACUGACCACACAGUGAAGAUAGCUGGAGUCAUCGCUGGCAUCCUCCUCUUCGUCAUUAUCUUCCUCGGAGUCGUCCUCCUCAUGAAGAAAAGAAGAACCUACCACUCCUACACUUACUACCUGAAGCUGGCUAAGAAGCGUAAAGAGACGUUGAGCAGUACUCGACAGGAGAUGACAGUGAUGGUUAACUCUAUGGAUAAGAGUUAUACGGAGCAGGGGACAAACUGUGACGAGGCCUUGUCCUUCAUGGACACACACAGCCACACCCUCAACACUAGGAGUGAGUGUACCCUCACAAUCAAUGGGAGAACUCCGUCGUCUCCCUCCUCCUUCACCCUGAAUAAGUCUAAUACUCUCAGUACAACGCUUCUCAAGUCCUACUACCCAGACGACAGCCAGACGAUGGGUGGUGGUGGUGGUGGCGGUAGCUGCAGUGACACCAGUAGUCUGGUCCAGUCUCACGGCCACUCCCUGAGAAAGAGGGAGGGGACAGUAGACGCGCCCUACCAGACAGGCCAGCUCCACCCUGCUAUCCGAGUAGCCGACCUGCUGCAGCACAUCACACAGAUGAAAUGUGCGGAGGGAUACGGCUUCAAGGAGGAGUAUGAGAGCUUCUUUGAGGGACAGUCAGCUCCGUGGGACUCCGCGAAGAAAGAUGAGAACCGGAUGAAGAACCGAUAUGGGAAUAUUAUUGCAUAUGAUCACUCCCGAGUCAGACUCCAGCCCCUGGAGGGAGAGCAGAACUCCGAUUACAUUAAUGCAAAUUACGUUGAUGGCUACCACAGGCCCAACCAUUACAUCGCUACCCAGGGUCCGAUGCAGGAGACGGUGUUUGACUUCUGGAGGAUGGUGUGGCAGGAGAACACGGCUGCUAUCGUCAUGGUCACCAACCUGGUGGAAGUGGGCAGGCAGGUGAAGUGCUGUAAGUACUGGCCGGACGACACAGAGAUCUACAGAGACAUCAAGGUGACGCUCAUAGAGACUCAGCUACUGUCAGAGUACGUCAUACGGACCUUCGCUGUCGAGAAGAGAGGAGCACAUGAGAUUCGGGAGAUCCGUCAGUUCCACUUCACAGGGUGGCCGGACCACGGGGUGCCCUACCACGCUACUGGUCUCCUGGGCUUCGUACGUAGGGUGAAGGCCAAGACACUCACCAUCGCUGGACCCAUGGUGAUCCACUGCAGUGCGGGGGCGGGCCGAACGGGCUGUUUCAUAGUGAUUGACAUCAUGCUGGACAUGGCAGAGAGAGAGGGCGUGGUGGACAUCUAUAACUGUGUCAGAGAGCUACGCUCCAGGAGAGUCAACAUGGUGCAGACAGAGGAGCAGUAUGUCUUUAUCCACGACGCCAUCUUGGAGGCGUGUCUUUGUGGUGACACCACCAUCCCAGCCAAUCAGCUUCGCUCGGUCUACUAUGACAUGAACCGAUUGGACCCCCAGACCAACUCCUCCCAGAUUAAAGAGGAGUUCAGGACUCUGAACAUGGUGACUCCUACGUUGCGUGUGGAGGACUGUAGUAUCGCCCUGCUCCCCAGGAACCAUGAGAAGAACCGCUGUAUGGACGUCCUUCCUCCUGACCGCUGUCUGCCCUUCCUCAUCACCAUCGAUGGAGAGAGCUCCAACUACAUCAACGCUGCUCUUAUGGACAGUUAUAAACAGCCGUCAGCAUUCAUCGUUACCCAGCAUCCUCUGCCCAACACAGUGAAGGAUUUCUGGAGGCUGGUGUUGGACUACCACUGUACCUCCAUAGUGAUGCUCAAUGAUGUCGACCCAGCACAGCUAUGUCCUCAGUACUGGCCUGAGAACGGGGUGCAUCGCCAGGGGCCAAUCCAGGUGGAGUUUGUAUCAGCUGACCUGGAGGAAGACAUCAUCAGUAGAAUAUUCAGGAUUUACAACGCAGCACGACCUCAGGACGGGUACCGUAUGGUCCAACAGUUCCAGUUCCUGGGUUGGCCCAUGUACCGAGACACGCCCAUGUCCAAACGCUCCUUCCUGAAGCUCAUCAGACAGGUGGACAAAUGGCAGGAGGAGUAUGAUGGAGGAGAGGGCCGCACGGUGGUGCACUGUCUUAACGGAGGAGGCCGCAGUGGGACGUUCUGUGCCAUCAGCAUCGUGUGUGAGAUGUUACAACAUCAACGUUCUGUAGACGUUUUCCACGCCGUCAAAACACUGAGGAACAACAAACCCAACAUGGUCGACCUACUGGAUCAGUACAAGUUCUGCUAUGAAGUGCCUCUGGAGUACUAGAACACUGAACAGCAGGCUGAGCCUGGAUGCAGAUCUAGACUGGACUGAAGGGGUUUUGGACUUUACAAAAGACUGCAGCACAGACCGACUGGUGUUAUCAUGGUCAAACAACUGGAGCAAGGCAACACAGCAAGCACACAGACACACGCAGAGCUCUGUCUCUCUCUCUCUGUCUCUCUGUCUCUCUGUCUCUCUCUCUCUCUCUCUCUCUCUCUCUCUCUCUCUCUCUCUCUCUCUCUCUCUCUCUCUCUGUGUUAGUUUGAUUAGCCGAUUGAGGAAGUAACAGAAAUGAGGUGUACAGUCUCUAUAUAUUUCCAUCAGUAUCUGUCUAUCUGCUGUCAGGAAGGAAACAGUCUCUAUAUAUUUCCAUCAGUAUCUGUCAUCGGGAAGGAUACAGUUUCUAAAUAUUUUCAAAAAUAUCGGCCUCUAGUCUUUCUGCCAUCAGGACUGAUACAGAAGCAUAAUGUUUUUACACUGCAGUGAAUCACCUCUUAUCUGGAACCCUCGGCCUGUUCCAAACCAACCUCUGAUCCCUACACCCUAGACCCUUUCUACUGUAAAUAUACCUAUCUGAUAAAAGAGAUUGUGAUUCUAACUCUAGACACGUGUAGAUUAGAGAGGAUAUGUAUGUGUAAGUGACAUGGUAAAAGUUCCACCUUUUGCUAUGCAGCUUAAUAAACCUGCUCAAUACUCACAGAUCAACACCGUGACUAGGGGUUAGCAGAGAAUUGUCUAGGGGUCAAUUUUGGGGACAGGGUGCCCCUCUCUCUCUCUGUCUCUCUCUCUCUCUCUCUCUCUGCUCUCUCUCUCUCUCUCUCUGUCUCUCUCUCUCUCUCUCUCUCGCUUGUGUUCCUGUGGUUUUUUCUUUGCCUUUAUAUCCUCAUCGGAUGACAACAACAACAACAUGCAUCAAUACUUUCCCAUUUCUUGUGGAAUGUGGUCUAUUCUGUACGUAACGUGUUCAUUUUAUAUAUAUAUAUAUAUAUCUUUCCGUCCAAAUCAUGUUUUACUAGAAGUUAAAAUGCCUAAAUGUUACUGUACUGUAUGUCCUGCAAAAUAGGAAAAUUCAAGAUGGAUUAUUGUGGUUAACGGUUUAUGCCAUCAGAAAAGGGAAGGAGUCGGCACAACCGUAGAAAUAGAAUCACUAGAUCGGAGAUCACCGUUCAGGUCAAUGGGUCUGUAACGGGUGGGCCGGCGGCUAUGAUUUUACCUUCUAUCCUCCCUGUUUCGAGGGAUCCACAACUUUUUUUGUUUGUUGUGCAUUUUCCAUUGUGUUUCUAGUUGUGCAUAUUGUAAAUAUCUCUGUACAUUAUUUAUUUGCAGUCUGUAUGUAAUAAUGGUGAAUGACAGUUUAAGUGACUCAUCUUUUAUGGGUUUAUUGAUUUGAUUGAUUGUGUUGUUGUGAGCAUGUGUUUUUUUUUGGGGGGGGUCAUAUUUUAUGACAGAUAAAUUCCACUAGAACAUAAAUGUAGCUACAGUAUAAAAAUUAUUGGUGGUGGUGUUGUUUUUCUUUCUUUCAGCUUAACGCGAUGACAUGAAAUGUAAAUAAAGGAUGUGAUCUGUU
Molecule: messenger RNA, 6440 nt
Organism: Salmo salar (Atlantic salmon)
Lineage: Eukaryota; Metazoa; Chordata; Actinopteri; Salmoniformes; Salmonidae
Source: RefSeq, a predicted model, not a curated record